Messenger RNA from Hevea brasiliensis (rubber tree), 1031 nucleotides. RefSeq names its product 21 kDa protein-like. Gene Ontology annotation, molecular function: enzyme inhibitor activity. The record is from RefSeq and is a predicted model, not a curated record. The transcript has a single exon. NCBI's taxonomy places the organism in Eukaryota, Viridiplantae, Streptophyta, Magnoliopsida, Malpighiales, Euphorbiaceae. The coding region runs from base 191 to 799 and encodes 202 amino acids. Gene Ontology annotation, biological process: negative regulation of catalytic activity.
AGAAAAGAUCAAAGGGAGCAAAGAAUAAUAGAGACAGAGAAAAGAAGGUAUGGACACGUGACAUCUUUUAUUUAAUUUUAGAAGAAGAUAGACAUCUCUAACUUUUAAACCCUCUAUAAAUAUUACUCCCGUUCUUUCAUUCAUUCUAUCGAAAAUCGUUCCAUCUGGACCAUUCCUAUCCUUCAAAGCCAUGGCAAAUUAUGUCCUUUCCCUACUACUUCUCUCCUUUGCCCUGUACACGGCUGGCAUGGCAGGUUCUGCCUCAAGCCCCACGGACUUCAUUAAGUCCUCAUGCAAGGCCACUCGGUAUCCUGACUUGUGUGUCCAAUGUCUCUCGGUGUAUGCUCGUGCAAUUCAAAAAAAUGAGCACCAUCUAGCUCUAAGUGCCUUGUCAGUGAGUCUAUCCAGGGCCAGAUCAGCUGCUGCUUUUGUAACCAAGCUAACUAAAGUAAGGGGGAUAAAACCUAGAGAGUAUCAAGCUGUGAAAGAUUGCAUAGAAAAUAUGGGUGAUAGUGUGGAUCGACUUAGUCAGUCAAUCAGGGAGCUUGGUCAUAUGGGGCGAGCUGUUGGUCAAGACUUCGUGUGGCAUAUGAGCAAUGUGCAGACUUGGGUUAGUGCUGCACUAACUGAUGAAAGCACUUGCCUUGAUGGGUUUGCUGGCCGUCCCAUGGAUGGAAAUGUGAAGGUUGCCAUCAAGCGCAGGGUUACCAAUGUUGCUGAAGUCACUAGCAAUGCACUUGCAUUGGUUAAUCACUUUGGGUCUAGACACCUCACGUCUGCAUCUGGUGAAAAGCCUUAGAUUUUUUCUGUGUUGGUGGUUCUUGUGUGAUACGGAUGUUAUACUAUAAGGUUGUUUUCUGCUUGGCCUACUUUGGUCUUCAAGGAUCCAAGCUGGCUAGGUGAUGUAUUAAGUGUAACAUGGACUGUACUACAGUUUGUACCAAGCCCCUGUUUGUCUUGUAUAAUAAUUGUGCCUCUGCUUCUUGUAAAACAGUACUAAGCAUGAGCAAUAUUUCUCUCUUUGGUAUCAA